Molecule: messenger RNA, 2624 nt
Organism: Syngnathus acus (greater pipefish)
Lineage: Eukaryota; Metazoa; Chordata; Actinopteri; Syngnathiformes; Syngnathidae
Gene: st7l
Product: suppression of tumorigenicity 7 like
Exons: 15
Coding region: 23-1645 (540 amino acids)
Molecular function (GO): protein binding
Source: RefSeq, a predicted model, not a curated record
AUCCGGGGAGGGGGAAGAAAACAUGGAGGACUCCACUGGCAGUAAUCCCCAAUCUCCCGGUUUCAUAGACAAGUUAAAGUCGUGGCUCUCGUGGUCGUGGACGUACGUGUGCUUCGUGUGGUUCGGCAUGGUGGUCAUCAUGAUCUACGUGCUGUGGAGCCCGCUCAAACUGCAGGAGAGCCUCACUUCGGCAUCGAUGUUUCUGAAUACACUGACCCCCAAGUUUUACGUGGCUCUCACCGGGACCUCUUCACUCAUCUCUGGACUCAUCCUCAUAUUUGAGUGGUGGUACUUUCGGAAGUAUGGCACGUCCUUCAUCGAGCAGGUCUCCGUGAGCCACCUGCGUCCCCUCCUCGGCGGAGUGGAAAGCAGCUCCACCACCGGCCUCUUCUCGUCUGUCAAUGGGGAGGCUGAGCCUAGACCUAGCGUGUCAGAGUGCAAAGUCUGGAGGAAUCCUUUGAAUCUGUUCAGAGGAGCCGAAUACAACAGGUACACGUGGGUGACGGGAAAAGAACCACUGACGUACUAUGACAUGAAUCUGUCGGCUCAAGACCAUCAGACCUUUUUCACAGGAGACACGCAGCAGUUCAGGCCUGAGGAUUCGGUCAUGCAGAAGGCCUGGAGGGAAAGAAAUCCUCAAGCCAGGAUUAGAGCAGCUUACCAGGCCAUAGAGAUGAACCAUGAAUGUGCCGCAGCCUACGUGCUUCUCGCAGAGGAAGAAGCCACAACAAUCACAGAAGCUGAGCGCCUCUUUAAAAAAGCUUUGAGUAUCGCAGGCAAAGACAUCAACCUGCUGGUUUACAUUAAACGCAGACUGGCCAUGUGCGCUCGCAAGCUUGGGCGAAUUAAAGAAGCUGUGAAAAUGAUGAGAGACUUAAUGAAGGAGUUCCCAUUAUUAGGGAUGUUAAAUAUACACGAAAACCUCCUGGAGGCGCUCCUUGAGCUUCAGGCGUACGCCGACGUGCAGGCCGUCCUCGCCAAAUACGAUGACAUAAGCCUCCCGAAAUCGGCCACUAUAUGCUACACAUCGGCCCUGCUAAAAGCGCGGGCCGUGUCAGAUAAGUUCUCCCCAGAGGCAGCAUCGCGGCGGGGGCUGAGCACCGCCGAGAUGAACGCCGUGGAGGCCAUUCACAGAGCCGUGGAGUUCAAUCCGCACGUGCCCAAGUACUUAUUAGAAAUGAAGAGCCUGAUCCUGCCACCAGAGCACAUCCUGAAGAGGGGUGACAGCGAGGCAGUGGCGUACGCCUUCUUCCACCUGCAGCACUGGAAGAGGGCCGAAGGCGCCUUAAAUCUUCUCCACUGCACAUGGGAGGGCACCUUCCGGAUAAUUCCCUACCCACUGGAGAAGGGUCACCUGUUUUACCCCUACCCAGGAUGCACAGAAACAGCAGAUCGGGAGCUGCUACCAUCAUUCCACGAGGUGUCGGUUUACCCAAAGAAAGAGCUUCCUUUCUUCAUCCUCUUCACCGCGGGCCUUUGCUCCUUCACCGCCAUGCUGGCCAUGCUCACACAUCAGUUUCCCGAGCUCAUGGGCGUCUUCGCCAAAGCAUUUUUCAGCACACUCUUCGCGCCACUGGGAUUCUUCGCAGACAAGAUGGAAAGCUUCAUGCCGUCCAGUUUUUGGCACCAACUGACUCGGAUCUGACCCCAACACGCAUACACACACCGGGGGAAAACAAAAUUGCUCUCCUGCCCUCAGCAUUACUGUCUACUUGUCGCUUUGUUACUGAUUAUAUUGGCCCGGGUCGUAUCAACAAAGCAGUCAGUACCACUCUUAAGACACUCGCUCUUCCAGCUGCCUGCAGCAUGUCCAAGAAUUCGGCAUUUACAUUUAUUUGUCACGAGGGGGAAUUUGAAAUGGUUUGCACUACUUUUUAACCGGUGGUACAAUAAGAUGUUUGACACUACUAGCCAUUAUCCGUUUUGGCACAGCACUCACUGAUGUCAUCCUCAAUAGCGGUAAAAUAGCAGAAUAUUAAUGAUGAUAUCACACUACAGGCAACAUAAAUUUAAGUAUCUGUUUAGAAUUUUAGCUCUAAAGCCGAAGGGGUCCAAACUUGAUUUCCGAAAGUCGAUGUCAACUCAGACUUUGUCAAUGAUUUGUGGUUCUCAGACCAGGCUCACUUUCUCCUCUCUGGUCAGUGACGAUUUCACACGCCACUUUCAAGAGUGUCUCAGGCACCAAGGAAUGUUGAAGCACAUUUUCAAUAGGUGAUAAAAUCUAGACCGCAGAAACCAAAGCCCUACAAUUUUCAGGAUAUAAUGAAAUCGAAUUAAUUUGUGUAACAAACCAAUUUGCAGGUUCUAGUAAACACAAGGCAUCCACAGCCACGGGGUAAUAUUAUAUCAUUUCAUAACUCGCUACAAUCACAAGUGAUAAAAGUGCCUUUUUUUAGUCUCGUUCUAAAAAAAAAAAUCUUAACCAGGCAUUGACUCAUCACCGACAGACAUUGUUUUAAUUCUAUUUAAUGACACAAAAAAUUUAGGGCUACGUGUUGAAGCUUACUCAUGAAAAAAUUCAAAUCAGAAGUGUAAAAGUACAUGCUGAAGACAGGAGACUCUCCCCAUGUUUGAAAAGCGCUUGAAACAAAACUCACAAUAAAAUGACUCCUGUGAAAGUCGAA